Molecule: messenger RNA, 8557 nt
Organism: Anopheles funestus (African malaria mosquito)
Lineage: Eukaryota; Metazoa; Arthropoda; Insecta; Diptera; Culicidae
Gene: ATP8B
Product: phospholipid-transporting ATPase ID
Exons: 22
Coding region: 2025-6296 (1423 amino acids)
Biological process (GO): phospholipid translocation; Golgi organization
Cellular component (GO): plasma membrane
Molecular function (GO): ATPase-coupled intramembrane lipid carrier activity; ATP binding; magnesium ion binding
Source: RefSeq, a predicted model, not a curated record
AUACACCGACCGGGCACGUGGCCACACGUUCCUUCGCGGUUUUUGCCUGUCGCUGAACGAACGAAGCGAACUGACUGUAUAUUUGCGUGCGUGCGCGCGCGUGUAUCUGUAUGUGUUAGUGCGCGCGCACAAACCCCGGUGUGCCACCCUUCCACGUAGGGUUUGGUUACUCAUUUCCCUUUUCGAUCGCAUCGCAGUGUGGCGUGUUUUGCGGGUUCGUCCAGGUGAUUUGCGUUUUGUUUUGCCUUCGCCAGCGUACGAAACGCGCUCAAAGGUUCGCCGUCAUUUUGGCCAUUCAUUCAUUCCGUUCGUGGUCGCGGUACGUGUACACCUUCGUCCUUCGGUGCUGGAUUGAAGAGGCAAAGAAAAAAAAAGGAACAUUUCCACACGCGCGCGCGAACCGUUUUUGUCGCGUUUUGUUUUAUUUGCUGCUUCGUCAAAUCAAACACAUGCGGGAGCCCCACGUUACCGGUGGUUAAGCCAGUUUAGUGUUGUGCAUUCUUCAGAGCAAAUUGGUUCGAAAAGUAUAAAACAAAAUCUUUACACGUUUGCUGGUUAGUUGGGUAAAGGCAAAGUGCAGGCGAAAGUGCAAUAAAUAAAAAUAAUAAUUAAACCGUCCAGGCCGUUCCUUGGCCUACUGUGAAAGGUCGUGAACGGGUGGAAUAGUGGAAAUUCCAACGCUAACGUGUGGCGUACGCGUCCACACACACACACACAACGCAAGAAGAAGAAAGCACAAAAAAAAUCGUGAGUUUUGUGCAAUUAUUGCACUGUCAUCGGAAUGUGAGUGAUUUUAUUUUGUGUGGCCUUCUUGUGUUGUUCCGACCGCAAAGGUGGGUGUGUGUGCUAUUGGUACCGGAUUACCGGUGCUGCAUAUGAAGGAUGGAACGGUGCAAUGGGUCUGGGCAGUGCCGAUAGCCGACCAGCAACAUCCAUUAGUGUUGGUGAUUUGUUGGUGAAAUGCUUUCCUUUCCCCUUUUCGCAGCUUUCCCACCGGAAAGGUUGGAAUCGUUCGGUCGUGUUGAAACGGAAAAUCAUAUAUCUCUCCGGGGUUCGUCACUGAUUGAUAGUGUGUGUGUCUGUGGAAGUGAUGGUGGUUGGAGGAAGGGACGACAUAUAUAAAAAUCGAACCAAUAAUCCUUCACAUGGAGUUCUGUACGCGACAGCAUGCAUUAACGCGACCAUCGGAAGGGAAUGAACCGGCCAGAACCGGAAUAAAAGGGACCACAUUCCGCACGUGACGCUUCUAAUGGACGGGUGUCCUGUGCCACGUUCCGUGCCACCGUUCGAGCAUUGGCUUUGGGUGCCACCGAUGAAGUCGCGACCGUUGGCAGUAUUACGGUUGUGAUAGAGCGAUUUACCACGCAUCCCAACCUUCGUCGAAUCGUCGAGAUCGUACAAGGACACACGCCUGGUGGACGCGGAAUGCCUUGGUGCAGCAGGUGAUCAAGUGCAAUUCAUCAAGUGCAUAAAUUCAGGAGUGCAAACAAUAAUCAAAACAGUGUAGUGAUAAAAAGAAAAAACUCAUUGAAAUAUCCUCGCUAUAAAAGUGUCGCAAGUGCCACAGAGUUAAGGAUCUGUUAGUGGAAAGCUUAAGGAAGAAAUUAGCCUUUAUGUGUAAAAAUGUUCAAUGCUACAAGUGAAAGUGUAUCGGAAUGAUUCACGUAUCGUAGUUCCUAGCGGUAGUGUUUGGAUUGCUUUUCCAGUAAAAUGAAGAGGAAAAAAAGCAUCAUCUAUUGCCAAAGCGUAUGUGUUACCCUGUUGUGCGAGAUCGUGAUCUUGCUUUGCCUACGUGCCUAGUGAUUUGUGAGUAAGUUUCUUGUGGCGUCAUCAAGACCGGUCCAUAACUAGUGGCAAAAAUCCUACACGCCAUAAUCAUAACCACCAAGUGCAAUUCAUCAACCAUUGGGGCCAAAGAUUACACACACACAUACACAACUUCGUUAAACGCCGUCCAAUAGCAUUAGUGUAUUGUUAUUAUAUUUUGUGGAAAGCGAAGGAAUACAUUGAUCAAGCGCCUCAAUAUGGGCGAAUCCAGUAAGGUGCAGCAACAGCAGCAGGAAAAAGCCAGACAACAAAAUGAACGACGAAUACGAGCCAACGAUAGAGAAUACAAUACACAAUUCAAAUAUGCUAACAACUACAUCAAAACGUCCAAAUAUUCAAUAUUAACAUUUUUGCCUUUGAACCUGCUGGAGCAGUUCCAACGUCUUGCCAACUUUUACUUUCUGUGUCUACUAAUUCUCCAGCUGAUACCGGCAAUCUCGUCACUGACGCCUGUCACCACCGCGAUCCCAUUGAUCGGUGUGCUCAUGCUAACUGCCAUCAAGGAUGCCUACGAUGAUUUCCAAAGACACAUGUCCGACUCGCAAGUUAACAACCGACGGUCAAAAACGCUCCGCCACGGGAAGCUGGUCGAUGAGCGGUGGUCCGGCGUACAGGUCGGUGACAUUAUACGGAUGGACAACGAUCAGUUUGUGGCGGCCGACAUACUGUUGCUUUCGUCCAGCGAACCGAACGGGCUGUGCUUUAUCGAAACGGCCGAACUGGACGGUGAGACAAAUCUCAAGUGCAAACAGUGCCUGCCCGAGACGGCCGCAAUGGGCCAGCAGGAGGAUCUGCUGUGGAAGUUUAACGGUGAAAUUGUGUGCGAACCACCGAACAAUCUGCUGAACAAGUUCGAGGGUACGCUCACGUGGAAAAACCAACGCUAUCCGCUCGAUAACGAUAAGAUCCUGUUGCGCGGUUGCAUCAUCCGCAACACGCAGUGGUGCUACGGUGUCGUCAUCUUCGCCGGGAAGGACACGAAGCUGAUGCAGAACUCGGGCAAGACCAAAUUCAAACGGACGACCAUCGAUAGGCUAUUAAAUUUUAUAAUCAUAGGAAUAGUGUUCUUUCUCUUAUCGAUAUGCGGUUUCUGCACGAUUGCAUCCGCAAUAUGGGAAGCAUUAGUAGGAUACAAAUUUCAAAUUUAUCUGCCAUGGGAAAGGAUAAUCCCGAAGGAUUACCUGCAGGGUGCAAUCAGUAUCGGGGGUCUAGUCUUUUUUUCCUACGCAAUCGUACUGAACACAGUGGUGCCAAUAUCUUUAUACGUGUCGGUAGAGGUGAUCCGUUUCGCGCAAUCCUUCCUUAUCAACUGGGACGAAAAGAUGUACUACGAGAAGACGAAAACCCACGCCAAAGCAAGGACCACGACGCUAAACGAGGAGCUGGGCCAGAUACAGUACAUCUUCUCGGACAAAACGGGAACCUUGACGCAGAACAUUAUGACGUUCAACAAAUGCAGCAUUGCCGGUCGUGCCUAUGGCGAUGUGGUUGAUAUGCGUACGGGCGAAACAGUCGAACUGUCGGAGCCUACAUUCAACAGUAACACAUCGCUUUUGUUAAACGCUGAAGAGCCACCAGGUCGCAGCACACCACAGCCCACCACCACCACCGAACAACCAGUUCAGACUAAAAGCCCCUCAAACAAAAAGCAUCCACCUUCACUACAUGUUACAUUCAGUCAGCACAGUAAUGCCCAAGAAAUGCAGACGUCCAUAUCCACUAAGCAACCCACACCACAAACCCAUAUCCCGGCGCAGUCAGCUACCGAAGUACCACCAAGUGGGAACAAUACGCAAGAAGGACUGCAUGUGAUGGAGUCGGUUGAUUUUUCCUUCAAUCCCGAGUACGAACCCGAAUUCCGGUGGUAUGACCAGGGACUGCUGGAUGCGGUCCGCGCGGAUGAGGAGCACGCGCAUAACUUUUUUCGACUACUUGCACUAUGUCAUACCGUGAUGGCAGAGGAUAAAAAUGGCAAGUUAGAUUAUCAAGCACAAAGUCCUGACGAGGCGGCCCUCGUAUCGGCGGCGCGAAAUUUUGGAUUUGUUUUUAAAUCACGAGCACCGAAUAGUAUAACAAUAGAGGUUAUGGGACGAACAGAGGAAUAUGAACUGUUAAGUAUAUUAGAUUUUAAUAAUGUUAGAAAACGAAUGUCGGUCGUGUUACGUCGCAACAACUCCAUCAUACUGUACUGUAAGGGAGCCGAUAGUGUGAUAUAUGAUAGGCUAGGACCGAACCAGCACGACCUGAAGGCACGUACCCAGGAACAUUUGAAUAAAUUUGCCGGCGAAGGAUUACGUACGCUGGUGCUAGCCGAAAGGCGAUUGACGAAAGAAUUCUACGAUUCUUGGCUGGUGCGACAGAGAGAAGCUGCCUUAUCUUUAGACGGUAGAGAGGAUAAGUUAGGUGCAAUCUACGAGGAGAUCGAAUGUGAUAUGCAGCUGGUCGGUGUGACGGCUAUAGAGGAUAAGCUACAAGACGGUGUCCCUCAAACGAUCGCCAAUCUACAGCUGGCCGGCAUAAAGAUUUGGGUUCUUACCGGUGACAAGCAAGAAACGGCAAUAAACAUAGGAUAUUCCUGUCAGCUGCUAACGGACGACAUGGUGGACGUGUUUGUGAUCGACGGUAUUACGAAGGGUGAGGUGGAACAGCAACUACGCAAGUACAUGGACUCGUUGCGGAUCGUUAACACCUACCAUCCAGCUAAUGUUCAAAAAGCUAGCAACAUGCACUCGCAAACGGUCGGCAGUAGUGAAACGAGUGCAGUGACGGCCAACGGUGCCCACAGCAGCAGUUCCGGACCGAUGGUUGACAUACAGAAUACCUCGCCGCCGUCAGUCUCGGUGGUGACGUUUAGGUGGGAUAAUAGACAUAAAUAUACAAGUAUAGGAGGAAGCGAGGAGGCACCGGACAGUGUAAAUUGUAGCAACUAUUCCGAGGGUUUUGAGAAAGGUGAACCGACGCUAACGGAUAUAGACGAGAACACGGGUGUCGCACUGGUCAUCAAUGGGCACUCGCUCGUUCACUGUUUAACGUCCGAGCUGGAAAGUAAAUUUUUGGAGAUCGCUUCCCACUGUAAAGCCGUCAUCUGUUGUCGGGUAACGCCACUACAGAAAGCGAUGGUCGUGGAGUUGAUCAAGCGUGCGAAAAAUGCGGUCACCCUAGCCAUCGGUGACGGUGCUAAUGAUGUGUCAAUGAUUAAAGCGGCACACAUUGGCGUUGGCAUCUCGGGCCAGGAAGGCAUGCAGGCGGUGCUUGCUAGCGACUACUCGAUCGCUCAGUUCAAAUUUCUCGAAAGACUGCUGCUGGUACAUGGCCGCUGGUCGUACUACCGCAUGUGUAAAUUUUUGCGCUACUUUUUCUACAAAAACUUUGCAUUCACAUUGUGCCAUUUUUGGUAUGCAUUUUUUUGCGGCUUCAGUGCUCAAACCGUUUUCGAUCCGAUGUUUAUAUCAGUGUACAAUCUAUUCUACACAUCGUUGCCGGUGCUAGCGCUCGGUAUCUUCGAGCAGGACGUGUCGGAUAAGAGCAGCGUGGAUUAUCCGAAGCUGUACACGCCCGGCAUUACGAACGCACUGUUCAAUACGACCGAGUUCAUACGCAGUGUGCUGCACGGUAUCUUCAGUUCCCUGAUAUUGUUUCUCAUUCCGUAUGGUACCUACAAGGAUGGCAUCUCUCCGGAUGGAUAUGUGCUUAACGAUCACAUGUUGCUUGGUUCGGUAGUGGCCACCAUACUCAUCCUAGAUAAUACAGCACAGAUAGCUCUCGAUACAUCGUACUGGACCGUUUUCAAUCACAUCAUGAUCUGGGGCAGUUUGCUGUGGUACUUCUUUUUGGAUUACUUUUACAACUACGUUAUCGGUGGUCCUUACGUUGGCUCGCUGACUCAAGCUAUGAAGGAGGCAACAUUUUGGUUUACAACAGUCCUGACCGUGAUAGUACUAAUGAUACCGGUGCUUGCCUCACGCUUCUACUUUGUUGAUGUGUUCCCGAGCUUGCCAGAUAAGAUUCGUGUACAGCAGCGGCUUGCUCUACUGCGUUCCCGUCAGAGCAGUGACGUCUUAAGGACACCGUCCGCCCGAAAGGCUCGAAGAUCAUUACGCUCCGGAUACGCUUUUGCUCACCAGGAAGGAUUUGGUCGACUUAUUACGUCGGGCAAAAUUAUGCGCAAACUGCCACAGGACUUUGCCUUCCCGCUGGGACUGGGCAGCAAGAAACAACAAUCAACCGAAUCGACCAAGAACAAUAACAAUAAUAACAGCAGUAACAAUGCUAAUAGCGUUACAAAUGCGGCCAACGGUGCCGGAAGCGUAACCAGAACCGGUACAAACACGACCGCCACGACACUGUCGGCGAUGGCUACGGGUGCUGCAGCCGCCAACGGUAAUCAGCUAGUCAACCUGCCCGGCAGCUCAAACGGUGACCAUAGUCCACGGGCACCGUGUCAGGAUCUGGAUACGAUUAAUCUGUAAAGUUUGUGCCAGAUGCCAGAUCCCCAUUCCGUCGCGAGUCACUAACGAAACCAAAAACCUUACAAAGAAACAGUAGUACACGUAUGUACAUACAUCUCCACAACGAAUCGAUGAACAUCAUGUCAUUGUCCAGUCGGAAACGGUGUUCAACGGUUAAGAUAACCAUGAGGCAACAUAUCUAUGGUUUUACUACCUGUACAGUGCACCUUCUGCGUUUCGACAGCGGUCCCAUACGCUAUAUAAAAAAAAGGAAAAGGAAUUAGAAUUGUGUUGCGCCUAUUCAAUGACAUGUUUGAACAACAAAAACUGUAACAUUUUCUAAUUUCUGCCAAUGUAUCCGUAUGCCGAUGCAGUACUUAAGAAUGUUUAAACCCUUGCCAAAUGUUUUCACUCUGGCAUGCAUGCUAACCGGCACCGUACCAAAUAGCCGCGUUCCCGUUCAGCUCGAUCACAUCGUUUUGGGCGGGAAUAAGUAACAUUGACAAAUAACAAUAACGAGUGGAGUAUUUUGAAUGUGACGGUCGAAUUAAUGCGUUAGCAGCUUGUACAAUAAACACUAUCGUAUUAUUACAAGAAAAAGGUACGGCUUUAGUGAUAAGUAUGAAGAGACGAGGCGAAACAAAGAAGAAGAAGAAGAAAACAAACAAACAAAUCAGAUCGCCAAGCGAUGCAAUGCCUCACAUUUAAUUUUUCAUAUACUGUUCGCAUCCCUUUUUUGAAUCUCCAUAGAAGAGUAGAAAAAGAAGAAGAAGAAACUCAUUCAUAUUUAGAAGAAAUAGACGAACCGCUCGAAAUCCGUUAGCAAAGUGAAGCAAAGGCAAACAUUUAGCAUUAUUAUGAACUUAUUGUGAUUGUCCUGUGAAUACAUAAGUCGAUAUAUUGCGACAGUAGCCGACAGCCCGUACGGAUGGACGAAGAAACAAACAAACAAAACGAUAAUAGCUUCUGAUAACGGUUAAAAAUGAUAUGAACAUACAACAUGUAAAUAGUGUUAUGUCUUUGUGUAAAACAAAUGCGAAACUCGUUACACGUCGAAACAUGGGGAAAAGUAAUAGAACAGCCUAGAUAUGCAAAAAAGAAAAAAAAACCCUAAAACAAAAGCCAAUGCAGAUAUAUGUGGUGAUGCAAAGAAACGACUUAAAGGUACUAAAGCGUGAAAGGUGAAAAAAAAUACAUAGAACAAACACACACACACAAAAGCAUAAACCAAUAAACAGUACACUACAAGCGUUAGUGUCGAGAAAAGUGAAACGAGCAACAGAAAAGGGAAAGCUACCGGAAAACGCUUGUGAAACGUUUGCCAUUUGGUGCAAGGCAUAGGAAGAGUGUAUAAAUAUGUUGUACAUAUUGCAAAUGACGAAGGUAACAGUUAAAUACGGCAACCAGCAGCAAUCGAAAUCGGAACGCAAUCAUGCUUCAUAACGCUUAAAAAAUAAGGCUUUAGGAUGAGAACAGCAAUGACCGAACGACGAAUGUGAUUCGCCAGGGCUGCUGCUGAUUGUGUGCGUGAUUUACAUGGGAACAUAUUACUUGAUAAUGUAUUACUGUUUCUUUUGUAUUUGCCAGCCCCUUUGCAGGGCGAUCGGAAACCGUGUAGUUACCCCGUUUUAUUGCAUCUGUUUUGUAACACUUUUGCUGUAUCCGUCUACUUGUUGUGUUGUCGUGCAUUGUCGCUCUUCGCAAAAGAGAUGGGUAUUAUUUUUACACCACUGUAGUUUAAACCGUGUCUGUUUAAGUUGUUUACUAAUGAUAAAAGUUGUGUUUUUCACUGUUAGUUUAGCUUUCUUUUAUAAUCACCAUUCUUUGCGUUGCGAUGAUAGUUACGUUACUUUUGUAAAGAAAAAUCGUUCCUAGCUCCUUACUUAAACUUGUUUUACGUUCUAAAGGUCCAAAGGUAGAGAGAGAGAGAAAGUCCAAAAAUUAUUUACCGUUUAACAGUUAUGUACAAAGUUAGGAGGCUCGUGGUGUGAAUGUGUGCAUCUAAUGCAAGCGACUAAGUGUUAAGUAAAUACGGGAAGAAAAGAGAAACGCAGCAUGAACAUGGUGUACUAAAGAUGAACGGACAGACACGGAGAAAAUUCCGUUUAAAUUGCAUUCCUAAAGAACGUACAGACAAACAUACACGCACUGAACAAAACAAUACUAAAAACUACGCCACAGUGUUACGCGAAACCAAUGCAAACCGUGUACGAAUGUUGUGUCUGUGUAGAGGGAAAAUGUUUCAAUAAAACAACGGAAACGGAAUCACAACCAUUAACGAA